Molecule: messenger RNA, 1197 nt
Organism: Lotus japonicus
Lineage: Eukaryota; Viridiplantae; Streptophyta; Magnoliopsida; Fabales; Fabaceae
Exons: 2
Coding region: 1-1197 (398 amino acids)
Source: RefSeq, a predicted model, not a curated record
AUGGCAUCAUCAACAAAUUCAGUUUUCUCAUAUACAACAAGUCAAAUUCCAGUUUUCAAUGGUGAACACUAUGAUUACUGGAGUUCACAAAUGGAGACCAUCUUCCUUUCUCAAGAUCUAUGGGAUGUGGUUGAAGAAAAGAUUAUCCAACAAGGAGUAAACAAAGCCAUUUAUCCCAGAAUCUUUGGUAUUAAAAAAGCCAAAGAGGCAUGGGAAACACUGAAGACUGAAUUUCAAGGAUCAACAAAGGUGAUUGCUAUCAAGUUGCAGUACCUGUGGAGUGAAUUUGAAAAUCUCACAAUGAAAGAAGGUGAGAAAGUCAAAGAAUUUUUCUCAAAGGUGGCUGGAAAAACCAAUCAAAUAAAAAGUUGUGGAGAUGAUGUAUCUGAAAAGAAACUGGUUGAGAAGAUUCUUCAGAGUCUUCCUAAAAAAUUUGAACACAUUGUUGCUGUUAUUGAAGAAACAAAAGAUCUCUCAAAGCUCACUCAAUAUGAGCUUAUGGGGUCUUUAGAAGCUCAUGAACAAAGGGUGAACAAAUACAACAACCAGCCAUCAGAGCAAGUCUUUCAAGCAAAGCAGAACUUCAAAAAUUCUAAAUCACAGCAAGGAGGUCAAUAUUGUGGACAACCUUCCAGCAGAGGUCGUGGUGGCAGACAAUUUGAAAGCAGUGACAGAGGAAGAGGAAAAAGAGAUUCUUACUGCUAUGUUUGUAAGAAAUCUAGUCAUGAAUCUGAGAAUUGUCGUUACAAAUGCACUAGGUGCAAAAUUCCUAAUCAUUCUGAUAGGGAUUGUUGGCAUAAAAGGGAAAAUGAUGGCAAAAAAAAUGCUAUUAAUUAUUCUGCAGAAGAUGAAACAUAUAAGUUGUUCUUGUCUGUGACUGAUGAUAUAAAAUCUAGUGAGAAAUGGUAUUUAGAUAGUGGUUGCAACAAUCAUAUAACUGGAAACCAAAAUGCAUUUGAAGUUUUGGAUAAAAAUUUAUCAUCUAUGGUUGAACUUGGUGAUGGGAAGGAAGUGAAGAUUCAAGGAAAAGGUGCCAUAGCAAUCCACACAAGUGAAGGUAGCAAAAAAGUCAUUGAUGAUGUUCAUUAUUCUCCUAAUAUUUCUCAAAAUCUUUUGAGUGUUGGACAAAUCAUGAGAAAAGGUUACAAGCUGAUUUUUGAUGAUGAUAAAUGUGAGAUUUUUGAUAAAAUAUCUUGA